AUGGUGCUGCUCGUCGCCAUGGCGCUCGCACUCGCCACUGUCGCCCAAGCGGCAUUUGAAUCCUACUCGUUCAAAGUCACCGACAUGAGCCCCAUGUUUGCCUAUUCACCCUCGUCCUCAGGUACCGCCGACCAGACUUGGAACCAGACCUGGUCCCAGACCAACUGGUCUCAGUGGAUGACGGGGCAGGACAUGAUGGGCCAAGGAUUCAGCUCGCACACCACGACCUUUGCGGGUGCGACCGUGUCGAUCUCGUUCCUCGGCACGGGCGUCACCUUCACUGGCGACGCGAGCGGUUCAGUCUCCGUGAUCGUUGACGGUGGUAGCGACUCGCCUUCCGACGUCAGCGCUGUGAACACGACUGUCGGCCAGGCGACGGGCCUCGACUAUGCGUACCACACCGUCACACUCAAGCUUCACUCGGGCGAGCUUGCCCUCCAGUCCGCGCAAAUUGCGACCUACAUUGGCGGCUCAGGAGCGCGGGCCGUCAAACAGUCCAUGGCGUCCUUGACGGAACACACCGAUCAGCUGUGGUACAUGUCCGACAACAUUACCGCAAACGACAAGAAUGCGUGGACCGCUUCCACCAGCAUGUGUGGCUACCUAGCCCAGGACAACUCGUACUGCUACGGGGCUUAUGACCGCGUCGGGACGAGCUCCCCAAGCGCCUGGAUGAGCUUUGACAUUCCCGCCAACACUGCCAUUGCUCUUCUCUACGGCACCGUCGGCUACGGGUACGGCGACUACAGCAUCACUGUCCAACCUACCCCGUACAACUCGCCAAGUAACGUAACUCUGAAUGGGCACAGCCCGUGGCUGGGAUUGAACUCGGUCACAUUCUUCGCUGCUCUCGACCCCACAGUCCAGUACAAGCUCAUCAUCGACUACCUGGGCAAUUCGACCCAGCAGUUUGACUUUGUUCUCGCCCAGUUUAUCAGCCCCGAUGGAGGCGAUGGCUCGGCACUGCCGUCAGGGACGACCUCGGACACGGCCUCAAACGCAGGUACAACAGCAACAGGGUCGUCGGCGAGUAGCUCCACAGGAUCGGGCUCGAGCGCAAAGACCGGUGCUGGCCAAACGAGCAGUACUCCCAUUGGCGCCAUUGUGGGCGGUGUCGUCGGCGGCGUUGUUGUUCUUGCGGCCGUUGGCGUUCUCAUCUGGUGGUGCAUGCGGAGGCGUUCGCGUUCCAAGGAGCCUACCGGCAAGAAGCGCACCAUUGGCAUCCCCCUCAACCCCGACCGCCCGCGCAGCGCUCUCUCCGACUUUGUGGUUGACGAAAUCGACAUGGUCCAUGCGCCUUUUACUGGCGGCAACGACAGCGUCAACUCCCUGACUGGCCCUCGCAUGGAGGGAAACAACUCGCAAAUCGACCCUUACUCGGUUCCACCCACAAAGGCACAGCUCGCCGGCGUUGACCCAUUCUACUCGCCACCGCAGGCUGCUCCUGGCCGGUUUGGCGGCCACACGCACUCGGACUCGACGUACUCGGGUAACACGUUUGGUGGUCCCCGGGAAGUCAACACUCCUUCCUCUCCUCAAAGCCAGUCGAUGACGGGCUUUGCGUCUAGCCAGGACCACCCCUUGUCGGCCAACGCGAGGAGCCCCAUCUCGCCCACGUCAGGCUUCAAGGCUACGAUGUCGCCACUGUCCCGCCCUGCUCCCCAAGAUCUGUCAGUGAUCACGCAGGAGUCUGACGCCGGUCGCGUCGAGGCAACACCAUACACAGCUCCGACCGAGGAGCGCGUACCUCCUCGUUAUGACCCGUCCUGGGCCAGUGACCUUGAGCAGGCCGGUCCCGGGAGUCGGUUUUGA
This is a messenger RNA of Apiotrichum porosum, 1812 nucleotides long. RefSeq lists its product as uncharacterized. The record is from RefSeq and is a predicted model, not a curated record. The transcript is spliced from 2 exons. Lineage: Eukaryota; Fungi; Basidiomycota; Tremellomycetes; Trichosporonales; Trichosporonaceae. The coding region runs from base 1 to 1812 and encodes 603 amino acids.